AUGUGCGUGCCGUCCAGCUGCUCUGGCGAGGACGUGGUGCGCGGGCUACAGCUACUGCUCGGCGGCAAGGUGUCCGUGUCCGCGCUCGAGUCGACGACGCCGGAGGACUCUGUGGAGUUCACGCCGCCGGACAGGGCCGUCAUCACCAUCAUGGCCCUGUUCGGCGGCCUGAUGGUGGCGGGCACCGCCCUGGACCUGCACUGCAGGGGCCUCACCCGGCGACUGAUGACGGUGCUGCAGCUGAAGCCGUGCACCUGUGUUCUCGGCACCGAUCCCCCGGCCGGCCGGCGGGGAGACGCGUCAGAUACGUCCCAGCCUCCGAGACGGCCAGCGCCUGGGCGUCCUCAGCAGGCUCUGCUCGCCUUCUCCGUGUACACCAACACUCAGAAGCUGUUGGACACGACUCCGCGGAAGGGAACGCUCGCCUGUCUGCAUGGCAUCCGAUUCUUCUCCAUGACCUGGGUUGUUCUAGGUCACUCGGCGUCCGGUGCAUUCUCUACAGACUACAGUCCUAUGGUCGCGCUCGAUUGGGCAAAUAACCCUUUGUUUGAGGCAGUGCUGAAUGGCACGCUGAGCGUAGACACAUUCUUUGUGUUGUUCGGGGUGCUGCUGGCGUAUGUUUUCUGUAACGUUUACCAGAAGACCGGACAAUUCAACCUGCCCAUGUUUUACAUCCAUCGCUACCUGCGACUAACAGCGCCACUGGCGUUUAUAAUAGCCUUCAGUGCCACAUGGUUCAGUUACAUUGGUGACGGCCCGCUUUGGAGCCUUGCGAAAGGCUCGCAGUCCAGAUGCCAGGAGAACUGGUGGAAAGACCUCCUCUACGUCCAAAACAUCGUCGACUUCAAGCGGACGUGUCUGGGACCGACCUGGUAUCUCGCCGUCGACAUGCAGCUGUUCGUGUUCUCGCCGCUGGUGCUCCUGCCUCUGGUGUGGCGGCCCGUGCUCGGUGUGGUCUGGCUGUGCGCCGUCACCGUCGGGUUCCUGGUGUUCCGCGUGGCGAUCUGGGCCGUCGAUGACCUCCCGCCAGUGCAGUUCGAGCUCAGGCCGGAGCACAGCGACCUAUUCGAUCGCAACUACAAGUACCCGUGGACGCGCUGCACGGUGUGGCUGGUGGGCAUCGGACUCGGCUUCCUCCUGCACAAGCUGCGCGACAGACGCGUCACGCUGAAGCCGUGGCAGUAUCUGCCCGGCUGGAUCGCCGCCUUCGCCGUAGGCAUCUCCGUCGUUUACGGCAUGCACAGCUACCAGAUGCCCUGGGACCCGACGCCGAGCAAGGCUGUGGCCGUGGCGUACGGCGGCCUGCACCGACUGGCCUGGGGCCUCGCCGUCUCCUGGGUCAUCUUCGCCUGCGUCACCGGCUACGGCGGCGUCAUCGACACGUUCCUUUCAUACCCGGGCUUCGUGCCGCUCAGUCGGCUCACCUACGCUGGCUAUCUGGCGUUGCGCCGAGCUGACUACCCCCACCAGCCGCACCGCUGCAAAAUAACCGUUGUAGUCGAAGCGCCCUUAAAUCCAAAUAUCAACACCAUCGGUCUCAAUGCUUACCAGCCGCGCAAGCUUGAUACCGGGAACUCGGCGGCGCGCUAG
Pollicipes pollicipes is the source of this 1590-nucleotide messenger RNA. Its product is annotated as nose resistant to fluoxetine protein 6-like. Gene Ontology annotation, molecular function: acyltransferase activity, transferring groups other than amino-acyl groups. The transcript has 2 exons. Bases 1 to 1590 code for a protein of 529 amino acids. Lineage: Eukaryota; Metazoa; Arthropoda; Thecostraca; Pollicipedomorpha; Pollicipedidae. The record is from RefSeq and is a predicted model, not a curated record.